GAUAAAUUGAUUGUUGUCCGUUUUCCUGUUCGUGCGUCCCCUCAUACGAAUUAGGAACCGCCAUCCACACCGUAUUACAAUUUUCAAGUACGAGGACCAUGUGAUGUGAUUCGCCCAGAUCGAAACGUAGCUCAAACUUCCUUUCGCCGUCGGAGGAAGCUGCUGGUGGCGGGCCUUCCCAUUCCGGAGCUUAUCGCCGGCGGUGGUAUUGUUCUUUUCAUGUUCAUCUUCUACAAUAUCGAUCUAAUUUUCAGAUGUUCGAGUAUUACUGGAUUUAAUACUCAAGGGAAUACUUCAAAGUACAGCUACCGUUGAGGAAAUAGCUAGGAUUUGGAUUUGAAAAGGCCGUCAAUGGUGGCCAUCUUAGCCGGAUUUAUCGACGUACCUUUGCUUCUUUAUUACGUUUCGAGUUCCAUUAUUUAUUUUCAACCCUAAUUUCACUACUCUACUCCAUCUGAGCAUUAUUCACGUGGUCGUUCACCUUGCCAUUUGCAAUUCCCGUUCUCUAGCUCUGUUUUUCCGUCCUGAAAUGGCAGAUCCUCAGUCCCAGACCGACUUUUCAUUCUUUCAGACAUUUCUAUGUAGUGCUUUCGCCGCUUGCAUUGCCGAGCUCUGUACUAUUCCUUUGGACGUUGCAAAAGUAAGGCUUCAGCUGCAGAAGAGAGCAGCUGCUGCAGAUGGGGCGGGUCAGUCGAAAUAUAGGGGACUAAUGGGAACUAUUACCACCAUUGCUAGGGAAGAAGGUUUACCAGCCCUUUGGAAGGGAGUUAUUGCAGGAUUACAUCGUCAGUGUAUUUAUGGCGGCCUAAGGAUUGGGCUAUAUGAUCCUGUUAAACUAUAUUUAGUCGGCAAUAAUUUUGUUGGAGAUAUACCUCUUCAUCAGAAGAUACUUGCUGCUUUGUUUACUGGUGCCUUAGCAAUUUCCGUGGCAAAUCCAACUGAUCUUGUCAAGGUUCGUCUUCAAGCUGAAGGAAAGUUGCCAGCUGGGGUACCUAGACGUUAUUCUGGCACUUUAGAUGCAUAUUUUACUAUCAUAAGACAGGAAGGAUUGAUGGCCUUGUGGACGGGCAUUGGUCCAAACAUAGCAAGGAAUGCUAUUAUUAAUGCUGCAGAACUAGCAAGUUAUGACCAAGUGAAGCAGAUGAUUUUGAACAUUCCAGGAUUCCUGGACAAUAUUUUUACUCACCUCCUAGCUGGUCUAGGUGCAGGUUUCUUUGCGGUUUGCAUUGGUUCCCCAGUUGAUGUGUCUGUCAAUGUUGGCUUCGAUGCCAUGGUUUUUCCUUUCCAGAUCAAAUCAAGAAUGAUGGGAGAUUCAACCUACAAAAAUACCAUUGAUUGCUUCGUUAAAACCUUAAAGAAUGAGGGGCCUUUUGCCUUCUAUAAAGGAUUUCUUCCAAAUUUUGGUCGGCUUGGAUCUUGGAAUGUGGUCAUGUUUCUGACCCUUGAGCAAGCAAAGAAGCUUUUCGGCCUAUGAAAACCAUUUGCUGGAAAACUGCUUCUUUGGGGCGCACCCAAGGACCUUUUUUUUUUUCCUUCAAUGAUGGCCCCCCACGUUUUUCUCCGGAUUCAAUCCAAUGUAUAAUAAUAAUAUGUUUAUUUCUAAUCAUUGAAGAGAGUUUUUACCACACUCCAGAAUUCUUAUAUUUAAAUUGCCCUAUGCUUUUCGGAAC
Molecule: messenger RNA, 1670 nt
Organism: Benincasa hispida (wax gourd)
Lineage: Eukaryota; Viridiplantae; Streptophyta; Magnoliopsida; Cucurbitales; Cucurbitaceae
Product: mitochondrial uncoupling protein 2-like
Biological process (GO): transmembrane transport
Source: RefSeq, a predicted model, not a curated record